AUGAAGAAAGAUAAUACUACCGCAAAAUGUAAAUACUUUCCAAAAGAGUUGAGAACAUGUAGUAAUACUACAAAUUUGAAACAACACAUGGAAAGAAAACAUUCUGACAUCUUAAAAGCUGACGAGAAUUUACAUCAAGUUGAUAUUCAAGAUGCUGCCAAGUUGGGACAUAAUAAUUCAUUGGUUCAAUCUUCAACAACAGAAAGUGAUGAGGCUUCAUCUUCGACACCAAAACGAGCUAGAUCAGAUAUCGGAGCGGCUUUUUCAAAAAUAUCAGCAUAUGCUAAAGAUGGUGAUAAAAACAAACAAAUAACUCAGAGCAUUGCGGAAAUGAUAUGCCGGGACAGUCUUCCUUACAGUAUGGUAGAAGGAACAGGUUUUAAAGAUUUAAUGAAGACUUAUACAAGGUUCUAUGCCGUAAAACUAUCACAAAUCUCAUUGACACUAAAUAUAAAGAAAAAAAAAAUCAUAAUCAAAGAAAAAUUACGGUCUGUUAAAAACGUGUGUCUCACAUUAGACGAAUGGAAGGAUAUGCAAUUAAGGUGUUUCUUAGGUGUGUCUGUACAUUUUAUAGAGAACUAUAAAAUGAAAACAAUAAAUAUUGCGUGUAAGCCACUGCAUGAUAAUCAUACAGGGGAAUACUUGUCGGAGGUAAUUCUUAAAGUUUGUGAAAAUUGGGAAUUAUCUCAUGAAAAAAUUGUGAGUGUUACUACAGAUAAUGGUCGUAACAUAGUUAAAGCUAUUGAAAUUACUUUUGGACGAGCAAAACAUGUUCGAUGCUUAGCACAUACAUUAAAUCUAGUAGUCGAAAAUGCUGUGAAUUCUUCGGAGGUUAAACUUUUUUUGGAUAAAGUCCGAAAGAUCGUAACUUGGUUCCACCAAAGUGGUGUAGGUGCUGAAGAGUUGCGACAGAUACAAAUGCAGCAAGGUGUUCCCGAAGGAAAAUUAAAGCAUUUAAUCGGAGACGUAUCUACAAGUUGGAAUUCACAAUUAUUUAUGAUUGAACGUUUUGUGUCAAUGAGCAGUACAAUUGGAUCUAUUUUGAUAAAUCAUCCGAAUGCACCCCAAAUGCUUCAAGCAAAUGAAAUUGUUGUCUUGAAAGAAAUUGGAAAAGUUUUAAAGCCUUUUCACAAUGUUACUGAAGAAAGAGCGCUGAGAAAUAUAGCAUUGUUAGACGCAAUACCGACAACCAGUGAUUUAGCAAACCAAUUAAAAUAUUCACUACAGACUGAAUUAAAUAAAAGAUUUGAAAACAUCCAAAAAGUUCACCUUUUCUCGGUCGCAACGUUUUUGGAUCCUCGAUUUAAAAAAAUUCAUUUAGAUGAGGCAUUGUCUUUGUCAAAAACAAUUAAUUAUACCAACCGAUGUUUGAGUAUAAAUACUAGAACCGAUGAUACUCUAGCAGUGACCCAUUCUGAAUCUUCUGUUUCAUCAGAAGUGGUCGACGACGGACAAGAUAUAUGGCAGGUACACCAUGAAAAAAUAAUGGCUGCUAAUACGUCCAUGAGCAAAAAGACAGAAUUAGAUUUAUAUAUUGCGGCACCAUUACCAAAUCUUAAAGUUGACCCUCUCGAUGUGUGGAGAAGCUCUGAGGAAACUUUUCCAAAGUUAACUGAAUUAGCUCUGAAACACCUCUCAGUUAUGGCCACUUCUGCACCAGCUGAAAGGUUAUUUUCGAAAGCAGGAAAUAUUGUCAGGAAAACUCGAAACCGUAUUUUAGGAAAGCGAUUACCAAAAUUAUUAUUUUUAAACUCUUUGACUGAAGAUUUAUGGCAAUAA
Molecule: messenger RNA, 1779 nt
Organism: Diorhabda carinulata
Lineage: Eukaryota; Metazoa; Arthropoda; Insecta; Coleoptera; Chrysomelidae
Product: E3 SUMO-protein ligase ZBED1
Exons: 3
Coding region: 1-1779 (592 amino acids)
Molecular function (GO): protein dimerization activity
Source: RefSeq, a predicted model, not a curated record